Molecule: messenger RNA, 813 nt
Organism: Haemonchus placei
Lineage: Eukaryota; Metazoa; Nematoda; Chromadorea; Rhabditida; Trichostrongylidae
Source: the annotation of a GenBank genome assembly
AUGGCUUGUGUAGCGGUUCAUUCUCAUCUACUUGUCAGUCUCCUUACAAUAUAUGGUACGAUUAUAUUAUUAUUGCUUGUCUCUGGAUCAUGGGAUAUGAGUACAAAGUCGAAGACAACUAGCGGAGAAGAUACUUUUAACGUCGAAGGUUUUAAGAUCAUCACAAUCAUGGUUUUCAAUGCAAUAUUCAAUAUUGGCGCUUGCAUAGGUUUAUGGCUGCAUAAGGCACCAAAAUACCCCGACGGAUAUUCGAGAGCCGUUCGUGGUGGAGCGGUAUUGUCUACAAUAACUCUAGUCUUCACUCUUGUUAUCGCAUCAUUAUUCUGCUGCCGUUAUCCGGCUCAUUCGUCACAGAAGCCCCCAAGCAGUGCGGUUGUCCUUGUCGCGCAUACGCCCAAAGAAGGCGACGAAAAAGGUUCCAAAGAAGCAACGAAGGAGCGAAAACGACUGUCAGCUGAAAAUAAAAAAUCUGACAAAGAAGGCAAGAAGAAAUCAGGUUCCAAGCAGAAGGAUGAAUCCGAAGAACCCAAGAAAGGAUCCAAAGAAGCCAUCAGUGGAUCCAAAUCAGCCCAAGAAGCCCUCUCAGGAGUCAAACCUCUCGUUGCUGGCGACAAAAUAGGGACACGUGAGGAAGAAAAGAAAGCACUCAAGUCAGACAAAACCCAGCGUACAACGCCUAUAUCCGUUAGAAAGGAUCCCAGCAAUCAACCACUGAAGAAAGAUGAAAAGGGGUCGAAAGAACAACAACAACAACAACAACAAAAGCAAAAGGUUGACACAGAUGAAGAGCAAGACCUUUGGCUAGCUCAAUGA